AGCCCGGUUAGCUCGACGCGGGCAGUUUCCCCCCAAAUGUCGUCGGUUUAAGCUCAUUUUGAAAGAAUUUACGAAUUUAUAUCGCGUCACUAAGAAGAGACGAUGACGGAGGAGCUGCGGCCGGUUCCCCGGGAGCGCGCCAUCCUGGAGAGCUUCUUCACGCAGCUCGGUAUGUUCUCCUUCGACCGGGCCAAAGACUACGUGGAGAAGGAGAAGGACAGCAGCCGCAGCUCCGGGCCCGUCUGGGCGGCGCUGCUGGCGGCGCUGGCGCACCUGGCCGCCGCGGAGCGCGCGUACCACCACAUGACGUUCCUGGGCCAGAAGAUGGGCGGCCAGAGCUUCUUCAGCCGUAAGGACUCCAUCCGGACCAUCUACACUUCUCUGUACAACGAGCUCAGGAAGCUGAUGACGGCGGGGGGGCGUCACAGCCAGCCGGGCUCCGCCUCCUACCUGGAGGACCUGCUGUCGCACCUGUCGGAGCAGCUGUGCCACUUCACGCAGGCGCGCGUGGAGAUGGCCGACCUGUACGAGAAGAUGCACUCGCUGGGCGGCCAGAAGAGCGUCAACUCGGAGGAGCUGGUGGCCACGCUGGAGGCCGUGCUGCACAAGUACAGCUCCAAGUUCCACCACCCCAUCCUGGGCCGGGUGGAGGAGGGCUUCCAGAUGGAGCUGGACGUGGUGACCCAGCUGCUACGCUGCCAGGCCCACGUGUCCGAGUGGCGCUUCCUGCCGGCGCUGCUCGGCCUCCACGCCGCCGCCUCCAAGCUGGCGGCGUGGGGGACGCUGUUCCAGCGGCAGAAGGAGACGCGCAAGCACCUGUUCGGCGGCCAGUCCCAGAAGGCGGCGCAGCCGCCGCACCUGUACGCCUGGCUGCAGCGCUUCCAGGCGGCGCUGCUCGCCAAGUUCAGCUUCUACUUCCACGAGGCGCUCGGCCGGCAGGCGGCGGCGGCGGCGGACAUGCGGGCGCUGACGGCGCGCGCGACGCCCGACUACCACGGCAAGAUCUGCGCCUUCGUGCGCAAACACGACGCCAGCAACGUGUCGCUGGUGUUCGACAACCGCGGCUCGGAGAGCUUCCAGGGCCACGGCUACCACCACCCGCACUCGUACCGCGAGGCGCCCAAGGGCGUGGAGCAGUUCCCCGCCGUGGUGUCGCUGCCGGCGGGGGGCGAGCGGCCGCUCACGCACUGGCCCAACGUGGUCAUGAUGAUGGGCGACCGCGCCGCCGAGCUCAGCGGGCCGGACAAGGUGGUGCACUUCUACGACGACAAGGUGCAGAGCACCUACUACCUGGCGCGGCCCGAGGCGCACUUCACGCUCGUGGUCAUCUUCGACGGCAGGAAGUCGGAGAAGGACGCGCACAUCGUCGGCUUCCUGCAGGAGAUCUCCGGCUCGCUGAGGAACUCCAAGCCCUUCAGCUCCCUGAAGCCGGGCUCCAAGGGCUGAGGGGACCCGGAGGAACCGGAGAACGUUCCACGCCAAAGAGACAGGAAGUGCUUCACGCCGUUUUUCAUUUGAAAGGAUUUAAAUUAUUAAAAAAUACAUGUUUUUUAUUUUUAUUUGCUUAUAUUUACUUUACACUGUAAUUAAAGUUUUGAGUCGAUGGAA
This is a messenger RNA of Pseudoliparis swirei, 1608 nucleotides long. It is a transcript of the gene kics2, whose product is annotated as KICSTOR subunit 2. NCBI's taxonomy places the organism in Eukaryota, Metazoa, Chordata, Actinopteri, Perciformes, Liparidae. The record is from RefSeq and is a predicted model, not a curated record. Gene Ontology annotation, cellular component: KICSTOR complex. The transcript is spliced from 3 exons. Bases 103 to 1446 code for a protein of 447 amino acids. Gene Ontology annotation, biological process: negative regulation of TORC1 signaling; cellular response to amino acid starvation; protein localization to lysosome.